Messenger RNA from Populus nigra (black poplar), 1116 nucleotides. Its product is annotated as probable leucine-rich repeat receptor-like protein kinase IMK3. Gene Ontology annotation, biological process: protein phosphorylation. Gene Ontology annotation, molecular function: protein kinase activity; ATP binding. The record is from RefSeq and is a predicted model, not a curated record. Lineage: Eukaryota; Viridiplantae; Streptophyta; Magnoliopsida; Malpighiales; Salicaceae.
AUGACUGACUCUGAAUAUGCAGACAUAAUGGAUACUAGAGAGAACCUCCAAUACAUUGAGCUGUUUCACGGGGAGGAAAAAAAUGUAAAAAGGUGUAAGUUGAAUCUGGUGGAGAGGCUGGAGGGGGAACUAGGCAUUUUGAUGGGCCAGUGGUUUUUUACAGCUGAUGAUCUUUUGCGUGCAGUUGUAGAAAUUAUGGGAAAGAGCACUUAUGGGACUGUCUAUAAGACCACAUUAAAGGAUGGGAAUCAAGUUGCAGUGAAAAGAUUAAGAGAAAAGAUCUCAAAGGGCCAGAAAGAAUUCGAAAACGAGGUUGAUGUGCUCGCUAGAGGACCUGAUACGCCAAUUGAUUGGCAAACAAGAAUGCAAAGAGCACAGGGCAUGACGCGCGGCCUGUUCUACCUGCACGACAAUGAGAAUAUCAUACAUGGAAACCUUGUAUCAAGCAAUGUCCUCGUUGAUGAGCACAAAAAUGCAAAAAUUGCAGAUUAUGGACUAUCCCGGCUAAUGACAGCUGCUGCCAACACUAAUGUAAUUGCAACUGCAGAAGCAUUAGGAUAUCAAGCACCAGAGCUUUCAAAGCUUAAGAUAGCAAAAACACAAAAACAGAUGUGUACAGCCUUGGAGUGUACUUUGGAACUUACCGGGAAGUCUCCUGGUAAGCCAAUGAAUGGUGUGGAUUUGCCUCAACGGAUUGCCUCUAUUGUCAAAGAAGAGUGGACUAAUGAAGUUUUUGACUUGGAAUUGAUGAAAGAUGCCUCAAUAAUCGGUGAUAAGUUGCUUACCACAUUGAAAUUGGCUUUGCAUUGUGGUGAUCGCUCACCUUCAACAGGACCAGAAGUUCAACAAGCUCAGCAAUUGGAAGAGAUUAGACCAGAGACAGCUUUAAGUCCCGGACCUUCCAGAGAUGAUGGUGCAGGGGUUCCUUCAACAAAUGGGGAAGGGACUCCAGAAAUGGGGUUACUUAUUUGGUGGCCAGAGAGUUUAGGAAAUAGAGUAGACUGCUACAAUUCUUUCAUUCUCGAGUCUUAGUGUUAAGAGAUAUUUAGUGUCCGUAAUACACGUUUGUUCCGAUCUAUUUGAGGAUAUAUUUGUUCUGGCUCAGCUCAUCUUGAU